AUGUCUCACGAUCAGCAUCCUGAUUCAUUUGGAUGUCCCGACAAUCUCGGCGACAGAUACAAGGUGCUCAUUCUCUCCAGCACUUAUCAGUGCAUCAUCGCCUAUGAGACAGACACCAAAACUCUGGAUACCAUCAGUUGGAUAUUCGACAGCGCAUGGGAGGUCCUCGCACUGUGUCUCGCAGUCUGGAUUGCCGUAAAACACUUCCGUGAACUACGUUGA
Suillus paluster is the source of this 222-nucleotide messenger RNA. RefSeq lists its product as uncharacterized. Lineage: Eukaryota; Fungi; Basidiomycota; Agaricomycetes; Boletales; Suillaceae. The transcript has 3 exons. The record is from RefSeq and is a predicted model, not a curated record. The coding region runs from base 1 to 222 and encodes 73 amino acids.